AUUCCAGGUCAUUCUGGUGUUAUGUAACACUCCCUGGUCGCGCUGCUUCCCCUCUCCCUCAGAUAUCUGCUGUCCUCUCUACACGAGCACUCUCUGAUUUUAGCGAAGGCUUUCAGUAAAAGUCAGGAUGAUUUUUCAGGCUCUUUUCGACUGUAUGGACCUCUCUAGUUGGCUGUUGUUCAGUUUCUUGGUGUUACUUUUGGCUGAUGUUGUUAUAAACUGGAGACCACACAGCUUUCCUCCAGGACCUUUGGCAAUACCUUUUCUUGGAAACAUUUUCACUGGAGUGGACUAUAAAGCCAUGGAGAAGGUAAGCUCACCUUUAGCUUAUAUAAUGGGUGGAUUUUUGUUAUAUAUAAUGCAUACGUCAUGUUCUUUUUUGACGUUGUGUUUGGAAAUAAGACGACCACAGAAGAAACAGUUGCAGGAUGUGAUUUUCAGUUCCUUGACAAAAAAUAAAUGAACAAAACACCAAAUUUACAUCAGUGACCAAAAUUUCAGACUUAAGGUCCUAACACACUGAGAACGACGCAAAAUUACGAAAUAUUCUAGGCGAAUUUUUGACAUUUCGAAGUUUUGAGGUGCACGACUAUACACAUCAAGCACGAUGUGAUUUUGCAACUAAGACGUUUAUCAAACUGUUAAAGCGCACAAACCAUCGUCGUAUGAGAAAUCCAACGCUAUGACUCUCCACAAGUCGUCCUUCAGGUCGAAAUCUGAUUGGUCAGAAGUGGACACACAGUAAGCGAAACUUUUAAAAAAUUCAACCGUGAUCCGAAAGAAUAAAUGCCGCAAUAUCGCAGGACGGGAAAACGUCGCUGAUGUGAACACUUGUAUUGACAGGAUACGGGUUCGAAAAAAAAUAUUGACGUCAGAAAUAAUCGCACGAAAAAAGUGUGUAAGGACCUUUAGACCCACCGCUGCUUAACAGAAAAAGAAAAGUUUACUAUAUUAAUAAAAUCUUUUUGAAGGUAAAGUCAUUAAGCUGGUUACUGAUGUUAGCAGGUAAAGGUUCAGAUCUAAACCACUAAAUACUAAAGUCAAACAGGGAAACUUUGAAAAGCUCCAGGGUUCAAUAUUUGUUUAUCGAAUUUAAAUAUUGACUUCAUAAACCUCUAAAUUCAGGAUUUUAAACAUCUCUAAAACAGAUUUAUUGGAAAUAAAAAAAAAUGUUAUUAAAACAAGGUUAAUACAGAGAAACAGUGAACUCUGUAGGAGACAGAAACACCACAUGACAGCAGGAAAAAAAUCCGAGUUUCAAAGUCAGUUAUUUAAGAAAAGUCAUUUUUCUUCCAUUUCUUUUCCGUCUGAUAAGCAGUUUGUAUAAAAGCCAUGAAACAUAUUAGAUGUGACUUCAGGCUCAGUUUUUAUUUAUUUAUUUUACAUUUUGUAAUCGUUAAGGUCAAUCUUGUAUUUGAGUUAAACCAUGAAUCAGAUUAACUUGGAUUUCUGGAUGCAGCUUUCUCAGCAGUAUGGCCCGGUGUUCAGCCUGAGGAGAGGCAGUGAGAGGACGGUUUUCAUUUCUGGAUAUAAGAUGGUCAAAGAGGCGCUGGUGAACCAGCUGGACAGCUUUGUGGACCGGCCCAUCGUCCCGCUCUUCCACGUGGUCUUCAAAGGCAUCGGUGAGUCAGUCUGUCUGUCUGUCUGUGAAAUAAAACAACUCUUUCAAAAGCGUCCGUGGUCAUUGUCAUCAAACUUUUCCCGCAGGAAUCGCUCUGAGCAACGGUUACCUGUGGAAGAAACAGAGGAAGUUCGCCAACACUCACCUGCGUUACUUUGGAGACGGCCAGAAGACUUUAGAAAAUUACAUUCAUGUGGAAAACAACUUCCUGUGUGAAGCUUUUAAAGACGAACAAGGCAAGUAGACCACGGACUCACACACGGGUCAUUAAACACAACUAUGACAUUUAAAAAGGCUGAAACUGCUCCACAGUGCACACAGUGGUUACCUCAACUUUGACCUUACUUUAACCCUCCAGAAAAACCCUUUAACCCUCACUUUAUCAUCAACAACGCCAUCAGCAACAUCAUCUCCUCUGUGGUCUUUGGACAUCGCUUUGAAUACAGCGACCAGAACUUUCAAAGAAUACUGAAGCUGGACAACGACGCGGUCCUGCUGGCUGGCUCUCCUCAGACUCAGGUCAUUUUACAGAUAACUCAGGAGAUCUGUCCAUACAUGGAUGAACAGUAUCUGUCAAUGUCUAUGAAGACCUCUAAGUGUCUGUAAAUGUCUAGAAAUAUCUUUAAGCGUCUGUAAGUGUCUGUAGAUCUCCGUGAGGAGGUCUGAGGUCUGUCCCUUUACACUUGUCCACAGCUGUAUGAUGUCUUUCCUGGACUGAUGAAGCACCUGCCGGGACCUCACCAGACCGUCCAUGACAAUUACCGUCAAAUCAUGGACUUCCUGAAACAGGAGGUGGAGAAGCACAAGGAGGAGUGGAACCCUGACGACCCACGGGACUUCAUAGACGUCUACCUGACGGAGAUGGAGAAGGUGAGAUCAUGUUUUAUCCAUGAUCAAUGAAACUUCCUGGAACCAAUGAAUAAACUCUUCCUGUCAACAUAUUUAAAAUAGUUUAAAGUUUUUUGUGGGAUUUCAUCAUAUUUUCUCUCAAAUAUAGAACAAAUAUCUGAACAGUUUGAAGUCGUGAUGAACCCGCGGCUGGAAAGAGCUGAGACGGUUCCGUUCAGACGACACUUUUAGAAGGAUAAAGUGUAAAAAUUAAAGUUUAAACUUUUACACAGAGUUAAUUAAGGCUGCACGAUAUUGGAAAAAAAUAAUAUUGCGAUUUUUUCAACCCUGCGAUAUAUAUUGCGAUAUUAAAAAUACAGUAUUAUCACCAGAUGACCUGAAUAGCAUUUAAUGUUAUGCUGCACUGCUGAAAUCUUGAGGACAGUUAAUCUGCUCUGAUCUUACCUCUUUUUGUGAAUGUUAGAAUGGCUUCUGUCUGUCUCAGAGAUAUUUUUAGCUUUUAUUGUGCUGGGACGUUAUUGUGGCAACAGAUGAACACAGAACACGUGUUUUGGUCGACAUCAUCCUUCUUUUAACCGAAAUAAUUCCAGAUAACUGACUUUCCUUUUUCUUUUUGGACAACAAAUCUUCAUUUUCGGUGGUUUUCGCUUGUUCGUUGUUCAUUUUGCGAUCGUUGUUGUUGUUGUUAGCGGUGUCGUGCCGAGAAACGCAUGUCCUCCGAGAAUUGCAUGCACCUCGCAAAACGCGCACUGCUUAUAGUAGAGUGGUCCACGGAAAUGUACAAUUUAAAACCCAUACAGUUCUUAUUUGUUGGGCUUAACAGUCAUGAGUAAAGUUCUGAAAGUAAUUCUCAGCGGACACACGUCUCCCUCCAUGUGCAGAACAUGUGCAGGGGUGGAUUUUCUCCUCCCUGAUUUUGAUUGACAGCUGGCAGGGUAGUCUGAUUGGCAACUGAGAAGUGAGUCUGAUUGGCAACUGAGUUAAGGACGAAGGUGAUUGGUGGAUCGCUGCACAGCACAUGCAGAGUCACAUGGAGUGUAUCUCAGUCGGUUACCCUUGAAAUUAAAUGAGUUCAUUCACCUCCAAUAUCGCAGGCUCUGCGAUGUGACUAUCGCACACACGUACAUCGCGAUGACGAUAGUCAAACGAUAUAUCGUUCAGGCCUAGAGUUAACGGUCGAACGCCUGAAUUCAGUUAAAACAGGAUUUGUCAGGUUUUCGUGAGAUCCAGUCCCGAUCCUCAGCCCAUUGCUCUAAAAUGAGAGGGGCGGGGGGGGGGGGGGGUUUCAUGUGUUUGUAUUAAAAAAGAGGAAAUAAAGACGCCUUCUGCUGAUUGGCUGACAGAAUAAAGAGGAUCCUCAGGCUGGAUUCAACAUAGAGACCCUGAUGGUCUGCAUCCUGGACCUGAUCGAGGCGGGGACAGAAACAUCUGCCACCACUCUACGCUGGGCGCUCGUCUACAUGAUGAACUACCCGCAGAUCCAGGGUCGGUUUUUAAUCGCCAUCGCCAAUCAGCUGAUCUUCAGGUGGACUUCCAUCGUUAACCUGACUGUGCUCUCCCUCAGAGAAAGUCCAGUCAGAAAUCGACCGGGUCAUCGGGGAGUCUCGUCAGCCAACCCUCGCUGACAGACCCAGCAUGCCUUUCACCGACGCGGUCAUCCACGAGACCCAGAGGUUAGGAAACAUCGUUCCCAUGGGGUUCCCCAAAAUGGCCAGUAAAGACACGACGCUGGCAGGUUACAUCAUACCGAAGGUACGGGACACCUGAACAGACCAAAGCGGGUAUUCAUGGUGGACCAUUAACAAUCAAUAACCAGCUGAUCGGCUCCUGUACUACAGACUCACGCCUGAGUCAGCACUUUUCUGGUCGAUUGAUUAUUAACACUAACGCUGAUAAACCUCUGAUGUGUCUGCACGACCAUCAGUGUUAUAUAUGACCCUCUCUGUGCUGCUCAUAAUCUCUCACCUCUAUAACAACGUAACACGUCGAACCUUUAACGUCUCAGGGCACGGCGAUCACGACCAUCCUGGCGUCUGUGCUGUUUGAUAAGGACGAGUGGGAGACUCCAGAUGUCUUCAAUCCUGGACACUUCUUGGACUCGGAGGGGCGGUUUCGUAGGAGAGAGGCCUUCUUACCUUUUUCUGCAGGUCCCUCUGAACUGGUUCACUUAGAAGAGAAUACUGAGCUUUCAGAAACAACGUUCACACCUGACUCACCUGUCUGCUGUUUCACUCUCAGGUAAACGAGUCUGUUUGGGGGAGCAACUGGCGAAAAUGGAGCUGUUUCUUUUCUUGACCACUCUUCUCCAACGCUUCACCUUCUGUCCUCUUCCUGGAGAAACGCCGAGUUUGGAGGGUGUGCAGGGCUUCACCAAUUCCCCUGCCGAGUUCAGGAUGCUUGCUGUGCCCCGCUGACUUCCUCCAGGCCGACUUUAACCCCGACAGACCAACGUUUGUCGCCUGGGCCUGGAGAUCUGGAGAUCUGCUCUGUGUUAAAGACGUCAGGAUGAAAUAUCUGAUUUACUCUUAAUUUGAAAUGUUAGAGAAAAUAUCACAUCUGUGAAUAAAGGAGUAAAGCUUCAGUGAGCUGCAGAUUCUCAUCUCCAGUUUAUUUUACAUAGGAAAAGAUUUAGAGGAGAGGUUCAUAUUGAUGUGGUUGUUCACCUGCAGCUCACCUGAGCCAUCAGCUUUGGGAACCAGUCAGAAGACCACACAGGUUAUGGUUGAUGGUGAAUGAUGAUAUUGAUCUCAGUAAAAAUAAUUAAUUAAGAAGUAUUAAAAGAUGAUAAAUCAAUUGUGAAAAUUGAGGCCCUUAAAAAGUAUUAAAAAGUCUUAAUCCCGAUGAUACGAGGUAUUAAAUUUGACUGGUUUUCAAGCUUUGAAUCCAGGUUAGACUAUCGCACAUACAUACAUGUACACAAUCAUGCUUUCGUGUUUUUUAAUGUUUGUAUUUUUGUAAGAAUUGGCAGCAUUUCAUGAAUUUGAGUUGAAAAAUUGAUAUUUUAGUGUGAAAAAAAUUAUAUAUUUUAGAAUAAAAAAAGAAUGCCGUAGUAUAGUAUGAUAAAAAAUUUCAUAGUAUAGUUUGAUUAAAAAAAAUGUCACAGUGUAGUUUGAUAAAAAUUUUAAAUUUUUGUGUGAAAAAAAAAUUCAUGUUAUGGAAUAAAAACAAAUGUCAUAGUGAAGUAUGUUGAAAAAUUUUGAAAUAGUGUUAAUUUAUUUUUUCAUAUUUUCUAUAAAAAAAUUCCAUAGUAUAGUAUGAUAAAAAAAUGUUAUAGUAUAGUAUGCAAAAAAAAUUAUAUUUUAGUUUGAAAUAAAAUUUAAUAAUUUAGUUUGAAAAUAAAUGCCACAGUAUAGUAUGAUAGAAAUGUCAUGGUAUAGUUUGUUUAUAGUUUCACAUUUUGUUUGUAAAAAGAUAUAUUGUUGUUGUAAAAGAUACAUAUUUUGGGAUGAAAGAAAUGCCAUAUUAUAGUAUGAUAAAAAUGUCAUAGUAUAGGAUGUAAAAAAUGUCAUUGUAUACUUUGAUAAAAAAAGUCAUAUUUUUGUGAUAAAAUAAUUCAUAUUUUAAUCAAAACAUAAAUGCCACAGUGUUGUUUGAUAAAAAGUUUAAAUUUUUGUGUGAAAAAAAAUUUCAUGUUUUGGAAUGAAAACAAAUGUCAUAGUAUAGUAUGUUGAAAAUUUUCAAAAUUGAGUGUGAAAAUUUGUUUAAUAUUUUCUUACGAAAAAAAGGCCAUAGUAUAGCAUGAUAAUAAUGUCAUAGCAUAGUAUGUUUAAAAUUUUCCAAUUUUUGAGUGAAAAAAAAUUUCAUGUUUUGGAAUGAAAACAAAUAUCAUAGUAUAGUAUGAUGAACAUUUUCAAAAUUGAGUGUGAAAAAAAAUUCAAAUUUAAAUUUCAUAUUUUAGUCAGAACAUAAAUGCCAUAGAAAAGUAAAAUAAAAAUGUCAUGGUAUAGUACGUUAAAAAUUUCUAAUUUUAUGUAGAAAAAAAAAUCAUAUAUUGGUAUUAAACAGAUGUUAUAGUAAAGUAUGUAAUAAAAAUUCCUAUUUUAGUGUGAAAAAAAAUCAUAUUUUGAAAUGAAAACAAAUGUCAUAGUAUGUAAAAAAAAUAUAUUUUAGUGUUAAAAAAUUUUUAUAUUAUAUAUUAUAUAUAAUAAAUGCCAUUGUAUAGUAUGAUAAAAAAUAUCAUAGUAUAGUAUGUAAAAAAUGCCAUAGUAUACUUUGAUUAAAAAAAAUCAUAUUUUUGUGGUCACAAAAGUUAUCAGUCAACACAUAAAUGCCAAAGUAUAGUAUGAUAAAAAUUUUAAAUUUUUAUGUGAAAAAAAAAUUAUAUUCUGAAAUUAAAAGAAAUGUCAUAUUAUAGUAUGUUAAAUAUUGAUAU
This is a messenger RNA of Xyrichtys novacula (pearly razorfish), 6842 nucleotides long. NCBI's taxonomy places the organism in Eukaryota, Metazoa, Chordata, Actinopteri, Labriformes, Labridae. The record is from the annotation of a GenBank genome assembly.